Cladophialophora immunda is the source of this 1931-nucleotide messenger RNA. RefSeq lists its product as uncharacterized. The transcript has 2 exons. The coding region runs from base 1 to 1896 and encodes 631 amino acids. NCBI's taxonomy places the organism in Eukaryota, Fungi, Ascomycota, Eurotiomycetes, Chaetothyriales, Herpotrichiellaceae. The record is from RefSeq and is a predicted model, not a curated record.
AUGUCUGUCGAAACGCUUUCGGUUUCCCAAGUGGCUGAGCCUGUCCUUACCAAGUCCAGUAACCUGACGGUUAAAGAAGUUGAAGACGAUCUGGGAUUCGAUCCUGAUGCCCUCAAGGCCAAGUACCUUGCUGAACGGGAGAAACGUAUCCGCGCCAAUCCCAAUGGAGUGGAACAGUACCGUGCGAUUGAAGGCUCGCUGUCCCAUUAUCUCGAUGAUCCAUGGGCAGGUCAAGAUGACAAACGCGAACCGUUGGACAUCAGCACCGAAGUUGUAAUCAUCGGCGCUGGGUACGGAGGGGAGUUGAUGGCACAUAACCUCAAGCAGAAUGGGAUCGAAGAUUUCAAGAUCAUUGAGAAAGGUUCGGACUUUGGGGGAGUUUGGUACUGGAACCGAUAUCCAGGAGUCCAAUGCGAUAUUGAAUCCUAUGUCUACAUGCCCAUGCUGGACCACGUUGGAUAUGUCCCCACAGAAAAGUAUGCGCGUGGACCCGAACUUUUGCAACACGCACAGAAACUGGCCAAAGAACUUGGACUUUACGAAAAGGCAGUCUUCAAAACUGAGAUUCUAAGCAUUCACUGGCAAGAAGAGACCGCGACUUACUCAAUCAAAACGAACCACAACGACAACAUCCAGGCACGCUUCGUUGUAGGCGUUGCCGGGUCACUACACCGACCGAAACUCCCAGGCUUCCCAGGGAUCGAAACUUUUAAGGGCCACAGCUUUCACUCCAGCCGUUGGGAUUACAAGUACACGGGCGGAGACGCCACUGGAGGAGGGCUUGUUAAUCUUACUGAUAAGAAAGUUGCAAUUGUUGGGACUGGAGCUACCGCCGUCCAGAUUGUGCCAAAUAUCGCGCCUUGGUGCAAGCAGCUCUAUGUCUUCCAACGAACACCCUCGUCCAUUGAUGUGCGGAACAACAGACCUACGGAUCCAGAUUGGGCUAAAAGCCUUACUGGGAGAUGGCAGAAAGAGCGAAUGGAUAACUUCAACACGAUCGUCUGCGGCGGACAUCAAGACGUCGAUUUGGUCAACGACGGUUGGACAGACAUUAUUCGUAACCUAUAUCCCUCCCGAGAAGCAGCAGGAGCAAUGGGAAAAGAAGAGAUGGCCAAACGGCGACAAAUUCUAGACUUUCAGAAGAUGGAACAAAUCCGCAAGCGCGUCAAUGCCAUAGUCCAGGACCCUGUGACGGCUGAGAGCUUGAAGCCGUACUACAAUCAAUUUUGCAAGCGGCCUUGCUUCCACGACGAAUAUCUCGCGGCCUUCAAUCGGCCCAACGUACAACUUGUCGACACCAAAGGCCAAGGUAUAGACCGCCUGACCGAGAAAGGAGUGGUCGCCAACGGGGAGGAGUUUGAAAUUGAUUGCUUGAUCUAUGCCACAGGUUUUGAACGUGCCACUAGCUGGAGCCACCGCGCUGGCAUGGAGGUCUAUGGCCGUGAUGGGAAGAUCCUCGGGGAGAAGUUCUCAGACGGCCCCAGCACCUUCCAGGGCUGGGUCAGCAAGGACUUCCCGAACUUCUUUAUGAUCACGACCCUUCAGGCUUUUGUGACGGCGAAUUUCCUCCACACCACCGCGAUCCAGGCAGAGCAUCUCGCCUAUGUGGUUGCGGAAUGCAAGAAGAGAAACAUCCGCUCGGUUGAGCCGACCCAGGAGGCCGAGGACAAGUGGGUCGAGACGAUCAUCGAGUCGGGCGUCAACUCGAGAGCCUUCCACACGGAAUGCACGCCCGGGUAUUACAACAAUGAAGGCCAGAUCACCCGGAAGCUGGCGAAGAACCAGUGGUACGGAGGCAGUCCGUUGUGGGUCAUUAAUAUGCUGAGGGAAUGGCGCGAGGCUGGCAAACUCGAGGGUCUCGCAACAACUUUUCACCCCGAAUCUGAUACUGCCUAGACCGCCUUUGAUUGGGGCAACUGGGGCGUUUUCCU